AUGGCUGUGAAGAGAUUCUUUAAAGAUUCGAGACAAUGGGCAAAAGACCUCAUAGCAGAAGUCACAACCAUAGGCAAUCUCCACCACAAGAAUCUUGUCAAAUUGAUAGGAUGGCUUUAUGAGAGCAAUGAACUCCUUGUGGUGUAUGAGUUCAUGCCAAAUGGGGGCUUAGACAAGUUGAUAAUUUGCGAAGAAAACGGAGAAAUCAGAGAAGGGUUGAGUCUGAAUGGGGAAAUAAGGCAUGGCAUCAUCUGUGGCAUUGCUCAAGCAUUGGAUUAUCUACACAAUGGGUGUCAGAAAAGA
This is a messenger RNA of Capsicum annuum, 303 nucleotides long. RefSeq names its product probable L-type lectin-domain containing receptor kinase S.5. Gene Ontology annotation, molecular function: protein kinase activity; ATP binding. The transcript has a single exon. The annotation marks the transcript as partial. The record is from RefSeq and is a predicted model, not a curated record. Gene Ontology annotation, biological process: protein phosphorylation. NCBI's taxonomy places the organism in Eukaryota, Viridiplantae, Streptophyta, Magnoliopsida, Solanales, Solanaceae.